UCCAACUUUCAACUUCUCCACACCAUCAACAACACCAUGUCUCACUCAGACUCGGACACGUCUUCGUUGUCAUCUGCUGUGUCAAUAGAAGAUGAGGCCGUGGCGGCUUCUAUAAAUCGCACGGUUGGCAUCGAGAAAUAUUUCAAGCGCGAGAAACAAACCGAGUCGCCGCCCCCGAAACGUGCCCCGUCACCGCCACACGAAUAUGUGCUGGCUGACAAUCCAAAUAUUGCAUUCAUCGUGAUGUUCCGCGCGAGAUUUAGCGAUGUAUUCCCCAAGUCGGUCCCCAAUUACGGCCCACAAGAUAUUGAGAGAGGAGUUACGGAUAUUGUACCCGGUGAUCACAUUGAGAAGUUGUUAUGUGCCUUAAUUGGCCUGAUCCUGAAUCGGAAGAAAGAUGUUGAAAGAGGUCACUAUCAACGUGCUCUCGAGGAAGCUGUGCAGACACAUUAUAGCCAGUGGCCCAAGGCAUGGGAGGGCAAGAAUCCGCUCCAUGGCGGGCGCACAUUCGCAACUAUGUCGCCGGAAGAGCGCCUUUCGUUCCUUCGAACAUUGAUCCUAUGGGCCCUUUCCUCCUCCGACGCCGUCCAAGCGAAGCUCAAGGAAAGCUAUAAGCAAACAAGACAAGAGGGGGACCGUAAUCAGCCGCUUUCUGUUCAGCCAUGGGGAAGCGACAGCUACAAAAGGCGAUAUUGGCUUAUCGAAGGCCGUGAUGACACACAUUUCAGACUUUAUAGGGAGAGUAAUCCUGCGCUUAAAACCAAUACGUGGUGGAGCGUAGCGGGCAGCAUUGACGAGUUAAAAUCUGUUGCGGAAUCCCUUGGAAGUGAGAAGUCUCGCGCUGCUAAAGAGCUUAGCGAAAGGAUCCGCAACAGUAUACCACGUUUUGAGGCGUCUGAAGAGAAACGAAAACGUCGCGACUACCGUCUAGCACGAAAAGCAGCAUUUGCCCGUCCUGAACCAGGAUUUUCCCUUUACGAAGGCCGGACUCGUGGAAAGAGGAUCAAGUAUACAUUUUCUGAUGAAGAAGACUUUUCAGAAGGACUUACUUCAAGGAGAUCCACGCGGCAACAAACCCGCGGGUCUACUCCAGCGGAGCCGCCCGGCCCAACCUUCACCGCCAGUGGCCGGCAAGUCAAGGCUCGAGUUGGGGGUAUAUAUGGUGAAACAAUAACAGCCCGACAACGAACAGAUUCGGCUCAAACCGCUGGUCUUAUCAACGGUAGACCGCAACGAAGCACAAGAUCUAAUGGAUUAACACAAAGCUAUCAGACCGAGAGUUAUAAUUCCGUGGAUGCAAUGGAUGAAGAUGAUGAGCCGGAAACCGUCUCAAGUGGACAAGAAUGGGAAGGAGGAGAUGAAAACACCGUCGAUGAAGACGAGGAUAUGAGCGAUGUGGGGUCUCUGGAUGAAGAGGAUACAGUUCGACCGAGUCUAGUUGUCCAGCUGAGGUAUGGUAAAGGAAAUGAGGACCAGAAACCAGCGAAUCCUGAUCCAACGAAUUUCGCCAGUGACAAGGCACCUGAAGUGAAAUCACCCCAUGUGGGCGCUAUUAUUUCACCAAAUACUUCAGUUGUGCAACUUGGAAACCAGACUCCGUUGGCCCAUCCCCUCCCUACUAAGGACAUGGAGGGUGUAGCUACCAAAGUCCAAUCACCACCAGCUCAAACCACCGUUAUUCAGGGGAAUGACAUGCCGCCUGGUCAAAACGGUGUUCAGCAGCCACCAAUCUGAGGGGACGAAAAGCUUGUCCUGAUUACAGUGUUGAUGCAUGUUGAAGUUACUCAUUAAUUUGGAAAAGGGAGCCCAUAGCAUGUGAUUAUGGACCAUUGAUCUACAGGGGAUUACAUGGGUAUAUUAUGGGUGUGGGUAUAUUGAAAGAAUCUAAUAUCAUAUAUCGAAGGAUUAGGUUUCAAUAUUAUCCUCCGUCUUAUAUGUACAGUACAGCAAUAUCAAUGGAACGCUGAACAGUGCGCAAUGCACCCAAGUUCAUAUGCUUUCCGAUUAAAGAUAUCAAGCAGGCCGCUUCAGCAUAGAGCGGAAAGAAGAUCUAUGUGGAAUACUGGAAGGGAAGCGGAUAAAGCGCCGUUCCGGACUCUGAACGCACUUCUUGAGCCAAAAAAGAUUCGAAUCCCGGCCGAUUAGGCCAAGUAGCAUGAUUGCGUAGUUAACAACCCGCAAUUGGUUUCUCUCAG
Messenger RNA from Coccidioides immitis RS, 2195 nucleotides. RefSeq lists its product as uncharacterized. The record is from RefSeq and is a predicted model, not a curated record. Lineage: Eukaryota; Fungi; Ascomycota; Eurotiomycetes; Onygenales; Onygenaceae. The transcript is spliced from 5 exons. The coding region runs from base 37 to 1734 and encodes 565 amino acids.